Messenger RNA from Etheostoma cragini (Arkansas darter), 1644 nucleotides. It is a transcript of the gene henmt1, whose product is annotated as HEN methyltransferase 1. The record is from RefSeq and is a predicted model, not a curated record. Lineage: Eukaryota; Metazoa; Chordata; Actinopteri; Perciformes; Percidae. Gene Ontology annotation, cellular component: cytoplasm; nucleus. The coding region runs from base 174 to 1454 and encodes 426 amino acids. Gene Ontology annotation, biological process: RNA methylation; piRNA processing; siRNA processing. Gene Ontology annotation, molecular function: RNA methyltransferase activity; O-methyltransferase activity. The transcript is spliced from 10 exons.
UGCGUAGGUUAGGACAUUCGCACUUAACAGGACAAAUCUAGCUUGAGUUUGCACUAAAUGCUUUGUAGGCAUCGCUGUUGUCCAAAAAAUGAAUUAAAUAAAAAAUACCACGUCAACAAUAAAUAAUAACAGCGCCCUCUGGGGUCCGGAGAGGAUGGUAGCUGAACGCAAAGAUGGUUUCAGUCUUCAGUCCACCACUUCACAGACAGAGACAUCAGUUUGUCAUAGAUUUUGUCAAGAGGAACAAACCCAAAAAGGUAGUGGACUUGGGCUGCAGUGAGUGCGGCCUUCUUCAAAAACUAAAGUUUCACCGUGAAAUUGAACUGCUGGUUGGAGUGGACAUCAAUGGUGCCAAUAUAAAAAAAAAGAUGCAUGGAUUAGCCCCUAUGUCAACUGACUAUCUGCAGCCAAGUUUUGAUCAGCUGCGCAUUGAACUGUACCAAGGCUCAGUCACACAAGAAGACGCCCGCCUCAGAGGAUUUGAUCUGGUGACCAGUAUAGAGCUCAUAGAGCACCUCACUCUGGCUGACGUGGAGCGCUUCUCUAAGGUGGUGUUUGGUUACAUGAUCCCAGUGGCGGUUAUCGUCAGUACUCCAAACUUUGAGUUCAACCACCUUUUCCAUCAACCGGCAGGUUUCAGGCACAGUGAUCACAAGUUUGAGUGGACCAGAGCAGAGUUCAAAUCCUGGGCUCUGAAGGUGUGUUUGGAGUACGGUUAUGAGGUGGAGUUCACUGGUGUUGGACAGGCACCACCCGGCCAGCAGGACAGAGUUGGCUUCUGCUCCCAGAUUGGUGUGUUCCGCCGGCUCGAAGGGAGACAGGAUGGCAACAUGUUGUCUGGUGAUGAUGCUGAGGAUUUGUUUUCAUACACACUGCUCUAUAGUAUAAACUACCCCAGCCUGCAUAACAACAACAUCUUGCAGAGGGUCCUGGUGAGUGAGGUGUUGUACUGGGCAGAAAAGAUGAAGAGAAACUGGAUUGAGGAGAAGACUGGUGAGAGGGAUGACACUUUGGCAUUGUGUUGUGCUGAGUGGGAAGGAGAGGAAUGCCUCAGAGCGUCCAAACAACACAUGGAGAUGGAAGACAAACCGACAGCAGCAUGUGGAGCAGAGAUGAAAAAUCCGGAGGAGCAUCAUGAAUCAGAGCUGUUUUGGACAAAUGGUGAUGGACAACAGGAGUCUCGCAAAUUGCACAGGUGUGUGUCUGUUCCUCUGGCUGUGCUUUGGUCCUGCUGCCCCAAACUCAGUGACCUAAGUGGAAGUCUCAGUAAUCUUAGACAUAUCCUGAUGAAUGACCCCGAAGUUAAACUGAGCCAGGAUGGCUCUGCUGUGCUCCUAAAUGACCAGGAACAAGACCUUGACGAGGAAGAAGAGGCUCGUGAUUUGGAGGACAGCGGGUAUGCAGUAUGCUCCGUCAGUGCUGAGACAGAGGAAGACUGGGAGAAAAAUGUUUGAUCUGGAAAGUUUGUUGUAGGGACAAUAGCUGACUUGUUGAGUUUUCCUUGGUUACUACAGGACAGUGCAGUUGUAGUAACCGUUCCCAGCUGCACUGUAGACACUGGCUUUUGGAUUUAACAGAUGGUUUAUUUUGACUGCAUCUUCGUGUUAUAGGCAAAAAUAAAGCUCUAAGUGUUAUAAAAGAUUA